AUCAGCAAAAAAUGAAAACGGCAGCGCCUGCAGCGCCGGUGUCGCCCCUAGCGGCUUCUCCCGAAGCAUUUCCCGGGCCUUCCCGGCCUCUCCCUCCCUUCCCUGCCUGCAACCAAGGCAACCAGGGUCACAGCCAUGCGCGGCCAUGUAUCCGUGCGUGCUCGCAUCUAAAGAUACGGUGUCAAAAUAGGGAAGAUGCGACUGAUGCUGGUGGGAGCAACCUACGAGUGCAAAUGUUGGCUGUAGGCUUUGACUUUCUGUUUGAUUCGUUUUUGCCCGGCUACUCAACUCCGAAGGGCACCGCGCACGAAGCUCUCCUCUUGUUUGAUCUCAUCAAUAUGCUAGGGUGCCUUGGCUGGUUCUUCGUUUACGCCUAAAGCGGUAGCCUGUUGACUUAAGGCACUGACCUCGUAGUUAAUAGUUAUGAUUUGUUUCAUAGCCAUGUUGUGCACGUUUUACUGCGCAUAGACGUGCGUCAGUCACCUCUGCCUAGCGCUUGGCUGUAGCCUUGAAGCGCUUCGAGGGCUGCUAUGAAGAGAGACAUCCUGCAGACCCGCUGUGCUCACUUUUUGGGAGUAUGCCAGGUACUUGUCGACUGUGGUGUGAAGACCACGAAAGGUGGUGAAUGGAGUCGCCAAAAUGGAUGGAGUCUGCCUCUGCAUCCGCUGCAGCUUGUGGCCUGGUUUUUUCUCGCAUACUUUUUGGUCAUGUAUUUUGCUGUUCUCGUGCCCAGCUGUCCAACCGGAGGCUGGCAGAUUGGCCUAUCACUUGUGAAUGCAGCUGUUGGCAUUGUUCAUGUAGUGUCCCACAUUUUGAGUGUUACCAUCGACCCAGCAGAUGCCAAUGUGCGGGCUAAAAAUAUUAAAGGUCCACUUCCUCAAUUUGAUCGAAGCAAGCAUGCUCACGUGAUUGAGAAUCAGUUCUGCUACAUCUGUGAAGUAAAAGUGGAAAACCGAUCAAAACACUGCAGCAGUUGUAACAAGUGCAUCAAGAAAUUUGAUCAUCAUUGCAAAUGGCUGAACAACUGUGUUGGAUCAAGAAACUACAAAUACUUUGCCGUGUGUGUAGCCAGCGCUCUGAUGGCCUGCCUUCUGACUUUCCUGGUGUCUGCUGGGCUUAUUGUGGCAUACUUUGCAAAAGGUAGCCUAUUUAACCAUCCUGCAAUUCAACAAGGAAAUUCAACUGUCUCUGCAAUUGGCUCAGGGGAUGACUAUGCAGAUAAGACCAUCUGGCUCCUCAUGGUGGAAAUAUGUGCAGCACUCUCACUCCUUGCUAUUGCCCUUCUAAGCCACUUGCUCGGUUUUCACUUGUUUCUUGCAUUCAAAGGGCUAUCAACCUAUGAUUAUAUUGUUCUCAAGCGUAAUGCAUCGUUCCACGGAGGCACGCAAGCAGAAAAAAGAAACUUCUUCUUGAAGUGGUGCAAGCACAAGGUCAACCAGGUUUCACCCGUGCAGCAGAAAGCUUCCGCAGCUCAAAAAAGUGAUGCUGUUGACGUUGCUGGAAGAACAAGUGUCAAAAUCGACGUUCCCAAUGGUCAUGAAAAAAGUACCCGUGGUGGCUCAUUGCACUCACGAGAUGGGCAGCAAUCCAACAGCCCAUCACGACAGCGCUACGUCCUCCGAGAGAUACACAAGUCAAGGCUUAAGGUGGCUCGCAAGAACCGGGGCGGCAAGCUGAUGGAAGUGUCAGAGCAUGGCAGCCAUGCCGCUCCAGUUGUGGGGCUCGCCAAUCAGCAAGGGAUGACAACAUCACCUGCAAGGGCCCCUGAUCUCCGAACUAAGCUCGAUUCCAUCAGCCUGGCUGGCAUCACCUCAGCCAGCCGCUCGGUCUCCCAGUCAUCCUUGGACACUGAUGAUGCAGUCCAGGUUCCCGUGGCGGCCAAUGCAGCCUUAAGCCUGGGCACUUCUGCCUGUGGAGGAAGCCUUAGCAACUUGCUCUUUUCUGAAAAUGCUGUGUUGCCAGCAUCCACACCUGGAGAGUUGCUCAUAGAGCACCACUCAGAUUCGUACAAGGAGAGCCCACGGGAAGCUCGGCCGCAUGUCAGGGCCUUGCCACCCCUUGCCAAACGCGUAGUAGCUCCACCUGCUGCUGCUGCUACAACAGUGUCCAGCGCUGAUGCGGAGGGUGAAGUGUUCACCCUGUCAUCUCGAUUGCCUGAAACGCCGGAUGGUGAUCCCCAGCGCUGGGCUGUCAGGUCAGCUUCCAUUCCUUGUGGUAAGACAUUUGAAGUGUCUGCUGAUAUCGUUACAGAGCCCCGGUGAUAUUAGGUCACUCAGGAAAAAGCUAAAGGGUUGCUGUCACUCUCUUGUUUGCAUUCUCGUCAGCUGCUUCUUUGAACUGGAAUAGCUGAAGAGGCACAUGUUGCAUUCAGUCUGGUCUAAAGGCUAGCAUUGUUGUACACCUUCCACAAAAUUGUAAUGUUUUUAAUCUAUUGUAUUGUACAACACCGAAUGUGUAAACUGGCUUACGCAAAUUAAUUUGUUCCUGUUCACCUACUUUGCAUUGCAAUUACUGUGUGCACAAUUGCUGUUUGUUUCAUGGUAUUAAACCCUGUACAAGGAUGGUCAUUUUAAUGUCUGUGGAUACUUUACAUGUGGAACUUCCUUUGGACAUGCGUAUAUGUAUUUGUGUGUGUGUUUGUCUGGAUUUCAUGUUCUUGUAUAUUGUUGCACGCACAGAAAGUAAAUUAUGGGCAAUGUUUUAAAAUAUGUACAAGGUAAAUCUGUCUUUGUUGAUUCAGUCUUAUUUGUUAAAAUGCCAAAUUGAUAGUAUCAGCAUCAAGCUCAUUCAUCAUCAGAUCAUACAAUAGUCCUUGCUGGAGUCAGCAUUGUCACUUUAGGCUGAGAAUGACAGAAUCAUUUUAUGCCACUAUGUGUGACUUAUAGCGAUAUUAGCUUCCAUCACAAUAAUCCGUAAACAUUUUGAAUGAAACAGACGUGUGAACACUGCCGUGUUUACCUUAUUCAUUUUCUACAGUUAAAGUAGCCAUAGCUAUUCGAUUUUAUUUUUGUUCUUUUUCCUUGCACUGAAACCUCACUUGAACAAGCAUUUGCAAUUCACUGAAAAGUGCCAUUGGCACAUGUAAUUUGUUUCGCCUUACAUUUCACAAACUUGCGUCUGUUCUCAUCGGCUACUUAAAAUACUUGUACCCAGGUGUAGGGGCAGCAAUGCUACAUACAGGAUGCAUCACAUAAUGCAUAGUUACUUUAUUUUAAAAAGAUUAGAUUAAUCCAUAAUUGUGUUACCUCAAAAGGAUCCUGUUGUUCAGUUCACAUUUAUAAGGUUGUUUAAGUGGCAUUGUUGAUGUGGGGUUUAAGGAUGUAACUUACAUUCAUUGAAAUAAAUUUUCUUACUGCAUGCCUUGUAUGUUUAGACAGUUGAAGUUUGUAGAUUUGUGAAGCCUGUUAAGUGAAGUUUCAAGGCAUUAAGUACAAUUAGUAUUAUAGAGCAGUGAUCUGUAAGGCUAAUCUGUGCUGGAGUCCAAAAGGUGCACCUGCAGUUGAACCUUCUGAAAUACUUAACUAUAGAAGAACAACAUGCCCAACUGUGGUUCAAAGGAACAUGUUUUACUGCAGCACUUGUUGCAUAUAUUACUUUAUUGAUAUGUGUGUGUUUUUAUAAACCAUACGCAUUAUUGUACAUGUGUCAAAGGUAGAGCACAAUGCAUAAAAAUGCAUUUUAUACUAUGUGCCCUCAAGUAGUGACAUAAUAGAGUAACUAGUUUUGACACAAUGGACUUGCAAAGUUUUUAUGUCCUUUCUUUUGUGAAUCACCACAUGCUGUUUUGCAUAGUAACUCUCUCAGGCAAGUUGUUCUUGGUGUGCUGUUAGGGAAACAUUCCCCUUUUAACCUGUGCUAUGAAUUUAUAUUUUUUACUGUGCAUAUCAAGCUCUCUGCUCAUGUUCACCAUACAUUUUGUGCCAGCAUCACUACAGGUAAAUAGAAGUUGCAGUAAGCAACAUAUAUCUUCCAUCAUUUUAACUUAUUCCAAGUGUUUUGUAGUGUCUGAGAAUGGUUUUAACUUAAAAAGUGCUGCAUAAAAGUCAUAGUGGCAUGCAUUUUAUGUUUGCAUUAAAAAAAGAAAUGUUGCUCUGAAAGCCAGCUAGCAUUUGUUAUCUGAGCUAUUGAAGCUGUAAAUGUAGAGCACAGUGACAAUGUUUGAUACCCGCCGUGAUAGUGCAGUGGCUAUGCCGUUGCGCUGCUGUGCUCGAGGUCGCGGGUUCAAUCCUGGCUGCGACACCCACAUUCUGAUGGAGGCAAAAUGCAGAAACUCUUGUGUACUUAAAUUUCGGUGCACGUUAAAGUACCCCAGGUGGUCAAAUUCAUCCAGAGUUCCUCACUACGGCAUGCCUCAUAAUCAGAUUGUGAUUUUGGCCCGUAAAAUCCCAAAGUUAAUUCAAAUUUAACAAUGUUUGACUUCUUUUCAAUAAAGAAGCUAAAAUAUUUUGUUUACUCAAAUAUUAAGCAGUUACCUUUAUUUAGUUAAAUUUUAGCUAAAGUAUGCCAGCAGUAUGUAUGUUCUUUGGACCUCCAUGGCUGUGCAAAUUGCUGUAUUUCCCAUAAUAAACGUGUCAUUUCAAUGCAGAUAAUUUUUUCAGUCGUGGUUCAGUUUUACAUUUUCCUUUUGGAGUUUAUUUAGAAGUGCUGAAUUGAUUGGUUUGUUAAUUUUAAAAAGUUGAGCUGGCAUAGUAAAUAUCAGCUCUUGGUUCUGGUUCGAAAUGAUAUGCAAAACACCAAGUUCAUCGUUCGUGUAGAAUGUUUGAACAGACAAAAGUUUGCAGACCUUGGGAUUAAAAUAUAUAUAUAUAUAUAUAUAUAUAUAUAUAUUUACGCAAAAUCUACACACAGCCCAGAAUUCAACUGUACAUACUGGUGGUCCCAAAAGCAACUGAAGACAACAGCGCUUAUUAAUUCAAGGCUUCACUCUUACACUGCGAAGAAAUUUUCACAGGAUGUCAUGGUCUGUAAACUUUUGUUCGCAAUAGUACAUAUUUUCUUGGCAAUGAAUCUGAAGCAUUGUAUUUAUUGUUUGCAAUUGGUACACUUGUGAUUCUAUUGAUGCCAGCAUCUCCCCAGGAUUCAUGUGAUCAGCUCCGAUUCAAGUUAUGUAUACUCUAUGUAACUGCAGUUUAACUCUGCAUAAGCAAUGCUCCCUCUAGUCAUGGAUAAUAGAUACACGACCAGUUGUACAUAUAUAGUAUAUAUGUGCUGAGGACAGUGGCCCAACAUAUUUUUUUUCCAUUGUACUGCAUUCACACUAAUGGUGUCUCACUGUUUCAAGUCUCUUGUAAGACGUCUCUCUCUGUCUGUCUGCAUGUGAGCUAAGUCUCGUUUUGAUGGACUGCAUGUGUACUGCAUAUAUUCAGACGUAUGCCAUGCCUUUCACAUGCUGAAAUGUUAGACUUGCUCAGAACAAACGUGUUCAUCAAUAGGCGCGGUGAAUAUUGUUGAUCUUGUUGUUUUCUAUUCAUAGUGGGUGUGCAUAUAGAAUGUGUCCACUGUUGGAGUCAUACAGCUUAUUCUCAUAGCUCUAUUUUGCUGGAAACUGGUUCUCAGGCUAACAUAAUUUAUCAGAGACAUGAGAAAUAUAUAGAAAAUAUAUAAAAGUGCUUUUGUCUGCUCAGGCAUGCCAGUGCUACAAUAUAUUUACAAGCUUUACAAGCACAACUGCCCAUUCUUAAAUGACAUUUCUUUUCAAUCACUUUAGUUUAAGGUCUUUUAAUCAUUGUGAUUUGUGACAGUGCUGUGUUGUUUAGUGACAUUUACUUACACAUAGCACAUAAAUAUAUUUUUGUGUAUAGAUUGUGAUAUUUUUUAGUUAUUGUUCAUGAAGGAAAGGUAAGCUGCCUUUGAUGAAUAUCUGGUCUUAGUUUUGAGCCAAUGUGGGUAGCCAUAUUUUUGGAUGCCAUUUAUUGCCUCUCUGCGCUUCACUAAUGUUGUGUAACAGCACGGCACCAGCGUCAAAUAAAAAGUAAUGUUUGCAUGCUGAAACAUUCCUGUCCUGUCUUUAUUUGAAGGGUGCAGACUCAGAUGUCAAGCACCAACCUAGUGGAUAUCCUUUGGACAUCCCCGGUAGGGAUCUGGAUAUCCUGAGAUGUGCCAAAUUUGUCCAGUGGAUGCCCCUUUCUUGAUCGUUUGAUCGCAAUUUCCGCGUACUUUGGACAUCCCUUGCAUGUGCAUAAGGGACAUCAUGGGGACAUAUUAGGUUCAUUGCACAGACAUGUCAGGCCCUUUUGCACAAUGUUUAAUCGCUAU
Dermacentor silvarum is the source of this 6255-nucleotide messenger RNA. Its product is annotated as palmitoyltransferase ZDHHC11-like. The transcript is spliced from 12 exons. Bases 531 to 2261 code for a protein of 576 amino acids. Gene Ontology annotation, biological process: protein targeting to membrane; peptidyl-L-cysteine S-palmitoylation. Gene Ontology annotation, molecular function: protein-cysteine S-palmitoyltransferase activity. Gene Ontology annotation, cellular component: endoplasmic reticulum; Golgi apparatus. Lineage: Eukaryota; Metazoa; Arthropoda; Arachnida; Ixodida; Ixodidae. The record is from RefSeq and is a predicted model, not a curated record.